AUGAGUAUUUGGUAUUCUUUUUGUAAUAUUUUUGGAUAUGGUGUAAAUUUUCAUGUUAAUACUGCUGCUGAAUGUUUAUUAACUUUUGGUUUAUAUAUGUUAAGUUUAAUAUUAGUAGUUACCUAUACUGCAAAUUUAGCAUCUUAUUUAACAAUAUCAAAAUCAAAAGAUAUUAUUUCAGAAAUAAACAGCUAUCGAAAUUAUUAUCCAUUAAAAUCUCAACAAAACUUAUAUGAUAGUUUACUUGCUGGGAUUAUUGAUGCAUCUUUUAUGGAUAAUGGUGUUAGUGAAUAUAUUACUAAUAAUAUUUAUUGUAAUUUAACUUUAGUUGAAGAUGAUUUUGAAAAAGGAGUUUUUGGAAUUGUUACACCGAAAGAAUGGUUAUAUACUAAAGAUUUAGAUGUUAAUAUUUUAUUAUUAAGCGAAUCAGGUCAACUUGAUGAUUUAAGACAAAAAUGGUUUCAAAAACGAAACUGUCCUAAUUUAAAUGAAAUAACAGUUUCCAUGGAAAUUAAUUCAAUGAAUGGAUUAUUUUUAACUUUUGCAUUGAUUACUUUUCUAUCAUUAUUAUUAUUUAUAUGGUCGAAACGAUUUAUCAUGAAAGAUAAUUUAUUUAAUCUACUACAUCGAAAGGAAUUCUCAUUGAAAAAGAAAAUCAAUAUGAUAAAGCACUCAAGUAAAACAUCAGACUAUACUAGAAACUCUGUAAUACCUUCACCGACUAUUAUACAAUUUUCACCAUAA
This is a messenger RNA of Rotaria sordida, 744 nucleotides long. The record is from the annotation of a GenBank genome assembly. Lineage: Eukaryota; Metazoa; Rotifera; Eurotatoria; Philodinida; Philodinidae.